AUGAUGGCCGGCGAUGGCGGAUUCGGCUCCUGGUGGUGUCUCGAUGAGGCACCGGGCCGACAGCUGCCAGUGGAGAGGACUUGGAUCGUGCGCCAUCUCAACCCGCUGCGGGAGCAAAGAGAUCGAUCCUGUGACUUUGAGGUGCGACCACGGGCUACUCCUCGAAGUAGUGUUGCAAGCUUCAACGACUGGGGUCCUCCCGACUUGGCUGGCCACAUGGAGCUGGUCCAGGGUCCGCUCCCUCUGUCUUGCGGCAUGCGAGGGCAGCCGGUUCACUGCAUCAACCCAGCCACCGGGACAGACAACUCGGUGAAGCAUGUGAAGGAGGUGAUCAGGGAAGAGAAGGCGCGGCGCGAGCGGCGUGCCCGCGGAGAGCCUGAGACUCCGACGGUGACGGAGGAGGAGGAGGAGCAGGAGGAGGAAGAGGAUCCGGAGGCAAGCGCUGCCCCGGAGGACGCUCUGCCAGAAGCUCCGGGAGAUGCACGGGAGGCCCAGACCUCUCCUGCCCGGAAACAGAGCCUCCUCGAGCAGCUCCUGCAGCAGCAGGUCCUCAAUGAGUCAUCUCUUCGCCGCUUCCUCCCGCAGCAGACGCUUUGCCCGACGACGGCUCUCAGGGAUUUGAACAGCCGGCCCCCUGCUGCUGAGCGGCCGGCUUCUGCUGGGGGCCACUGCGCCGGUUGUGGGGGGCUGCACGUGGUCAGGGAGGAGUUCCCGGAGAAUUUCCCCAGAACUGCCUGUACUGCGGCUAGGAGUCGAAGGAAGAGCGAGCCGGUACCCAAGGUUGCGAACGUGGGUGUCAAGGUGAAGCUCGACAGGCUGGUUGCCAACCGGGCCGCCACCCGUGCCGCCCGUGCUGCUAGCAGCCAGUCCUGCCUCCAUGCUGCUUCCAGGGCACCGGCAAAAUCGGGGUAUCAGAUCGUGGAGAGCGUGAUGUCCUCCCGCUUUUCUGAGCCUUGCGCAACUGAAGAGGAGUCGAUGGUUCGACACUGCAUGUGGUGUGGGCAUCCUGUCCCCUUGUGGAGGUCGCCUGAGACGGACGGCACGGUCGAUUGUCCCAACUGCGGUCGCAGGUUUGAUCUGCGCAAAGCAAAAACCACCCCUCUGGGUGGGCCGUGGUAG
Messenger RNA from Symbiodinium sp. CCMP2592, 1119 nucleotides. The record is from the annotation of a GenBank genome assembly. Lineage: Eukaryota; Dinophyceae; Suessiales; Symbiodiniaceae.